Molecule: messenger RNA, 3883 nt
Organism: Xyrauchen texanus (razorback sucker)
Lineage: Eukaryota; Metazoa; Chordata; Actinopteri; Cypriniformes; Catostomidae
Gene: elmo3
Product: engulfment and cell motility 3
Exons: 21
Coding region: 173-2320 (715 amino acids)
Biological process (GO): cell motility; actin filament organization
Source: RefSeq, a predicted model, not a curated record
GGACAUUAUUCAACCCGGAACUGUGAAUGUGAUCGAUUAGAACACUGAAAACUUUGAAGUAAAUGCAACCGUUCGAAUAGAGCUCGGAAUAAAAGAUCAAAUGUUUAUGCGAUCUCGCCGACUGUGAAACUUCCCCCGCUUCCAACAGGGUUGUAGACAUUCAACUUUCAAAAUGCCACAGCAAAAGGAUAUAGUAAAGAUUGCCAUCCAGAUGCCAGGCGCAUACCCGCAGCUCAUUCAACUAGACCAGAAAAAGCCCCUCACUGCUGUCAUAAAAGAGGUUUGCGACAAGUGGAAUCUUCCAGGCCCUGACAAUUAUGCUCUGCAGUAUGCAGAUGGAGUCCAGACCUACAUCACUGAAUCUAAUCGCCUGGACAUAAAAAAUGGCAGCAUUCUUCGUUUAACCAAAGCACCAGGCCGUUGUGCUGAAGAUCUGUAUAAAGGCAUUCAGAGUUCAGACUCGGGAGUGCGCUGUGACUCUCUGAAGCAGCUAGCGACCGUUUCCACUGACAUCACGUUUGCUCAAGAGUUUAUCAGUCGUGAUGGGCACUCCUUGCUUGUCAAGAUUGUAGAGGACGCUCACGAGGCUCCUCUGAUAAUGACACACACACUCACUGCUUUCAUGGAGCUCAUGGAUCAUGGCAUUGUGUCCUGGGAGAAUCUAUCUAGUGUCUUUACAAAAAAGAUUGCCAGUUUUGUAAAUGCAAAGGUGCUGGAUGCAUCUAUCCAGCAAGUGUCACUGGCCAUCCUGGAGAGCAUGGUGCUCAGCAGCAAUAGUUUGUUUAAUGAGGUCAAACAAGAAAUCACUCUGGAGAGACUCAUCUCACAUCUGCAGGUAACAAAUCAACAGCUGCAGACUAAGGCCAUGGCUCUGCUGAUGGCAAUGUUACAGGCUGCUGGAGAGGCAGACAGACAGGAGCUUUUUGACUUUCUUGAGAAAAGGAAUCUUCGCCAGUACAUUCACAAGAACAUCAUCCACAGCUCUAGUUCAGCAGGUGAUGAGAUGGCACAUUACCUCUAUGUGCUGCAGACUGUCCGUCUAAACCACCUGGAGCCCCGCAUGAGAACACCUCUCGACUCUUACAACCAGGAGCAGAGAGAGAUGCUGCACAUUUUGCGUCAGGCUGCGUUUGAGACGGAGAGUGAGAGCGGUCUGAGCAACGAGCGUCGACGUUCACUCUGUGCUAAAGAGUUUAAGAAGCUUGGCUUCUCGAAUAACAGUAAUCCUGGCCAGGAUCUGGGCCGCUGUCCUCCGGGCCUCCUGGCAUUGGACACCAUGGCGUAUUUUGCCUCCCGUUACCCUGACGCUUACAGCAGGUUUGUGUUGGAGAACAGCAGCAGGGAGGACAAACACGAGUGUCCGUUUGCACGCAGCAGUAUCCAGCUCACCCUCAUCCUCUGCGAGAUCUUGCGCAUCGGAGAACCUCCCUCUGAGACAGGCUCAGACUAUCACCCCAUAUUCUUCGCUCAGGACCGACUGCUGGAGGAGCUUUUCUGUAUCUGCAUUCAGCUCCUCAACAAGACGUGGAAGGAGAUGAGAGCCACGCAGGAGGACUUUGAUAAGGUGAUGCAGGUUGUCCGGGAGCAGAUUACAAGGACUCUGUCCAGUAAGCCCACAUCCUUGGAGCUCUUCAAGAACAAAGUGAAUGCUCUGAACUACAGCGAGAUCCUCAAACUCAGACAGACAGAGAGACUCCACCAGGAGGAGACGCUUGCUCCACCCGUGCUUGAGCUGAAAGAGCGUUUGAAGCCAGAACUUCUGGAGCUCAUCAGACAGCAGAGACUGAACCGGCUGUGUCAUGGAACACUCUUCCGGAAGAUCAGCAGCCGACGGAGACAAGAUAAGCUGUGGUAUUGUCGGCUCUCUCCUAAUCACAAAGUCCUCCACUAUGGAGAUGUGGAAGAGGAGACUGAGAUGCCUUCCAUUGAGACUCUUCAGGAAAAGAUUCCUGUCGCAGACAUCAAAAGCGUGCUGACUGGCAAAGACUGUCCUCACAUGAAAGAGAACAAGGGAAAACAGACCAAGGAGGUGUUGGAUUUGGCUUUCAGCAUCACUUAUGACGUUGAGGAAUAUAGCUUGAAUUUCAUCGCCUCUUCCAGAACAGAUUUUUGUCUGUGGACAGACGGACUCAAUGUGUUGCUAGGCAAAGAGAUGAGCAGUGAGAGCAUGCGCAGCGAACUUGAGAUUCUCCUCUCUAUGGAAAUCAAGCUUCGCCUCUUAGACCUGGAGAACGUCCCAAUCCCAGACACAGCCCCACCCAUCCCCAAACCACCCAGCAACUUCAACUUCUGCUACGACUUCAGCCAAGCUGAACAAUAAUGCUCAGGACACCCAUAAAUGUGUGGUCAUCCAUAAUUACUGCAUUACUAUGAUGGGAAACAACUGAAUGCUGGAAAAUGGCCACUAAGUGGCAGCACAUAUGUGCAGUAAGGUUUUGCAAUUGAGAGAGAAGUGAAAUUGAAAAAUUAUUUGAGGACUUGAUAUAAAUUAGAGCACCUUGUACAAUCAUAGAGGGAUUGCAGAACCAUGUGUCCUUUUAUAGUGUUGUGCUAUAAUCUUAAGUGCCUGUGGAGAUAGCCUUGCAUUGGUAGAUGCUUUUUGUUGCCUUGUGGCUUGGCAUAUUGCAUCUAAAUGUGCCUUUCGGACACUUGUACGAUAGACCUGUAUGAUAUUCUCUAAUCGGGUCUUUAUGCACACCUUUUGUGAUUCUCCCCAAAAAGUAGUUUUGCUUCUCCAAAUGGUUUGAAAUCCGUUUAUCCAUUAUUUAUUUACAUUUAAUGAAUGUAAAUGGUGACUCUGGUUAAUAUUCUUUUGUGCUUCAUACAAUUUUGGAACAACAUGAGGCCAUGUAAACAGAAUUUUCAUUUUUGGGUGAAAUAUCCCUUUUCACAGUAUCCCCAUUUUCAACCGGUACGAUGUUAAAGCUUAAUGCAUCAAAGGAAUUGUCAAUCAAUAGUUUACUAUGAGAAAUAACCAUUGAUAUUCAUCAUUGUAGAAUAAAAUCAACAGUUGGAUAGUUUGGAAGGUACUUCUAGCUGUUGAUCUUAGAUAAUUGCUUUGGUUUGAUCCUGAACUUGGUUUAAGUUCCAUUAGGAAAAUGGUUUGAAUCUCUAAUAUUUUGCAUGUCGUUAUAGGAGUAGUUUGGCCAAGUGUGAGUUGACAACACUGCAUGAAUAUAUUAGUGUCUGAUUUCUAUUUUCACACUAGUAACUUUAUCACAAAACGCAUGCAUCCAGGUAUAAACUCAUAAAUCAAGGAAAUUUACAAUUACACAAUGUAAAAUGAUUUAAUUUUUGGUCCAAUUUUUAUAUAGCCAUUCAAAUUAUCCAUAAAUAAAUUAUUUUCUCCCACUCAAAAUGCUGAUUUCCAUGUAGAAUUAAUGUCAGUAUUUUUAAGGAAAGAUGCAGUGUAUUCACGAUGAUUAUGUUUUUUAAAUAUUAUUUAAUGGUAUUUUAUCAAGAAUAAGGUUUCCUCAACUGACUACAAUAUCUGGCUAACGGUCUGAUUAUGGAUUUAAGGCCACAUAACAAGCACUUCUUUGUAUGUAAUUAAAAUACAUCAUAUGUUUUUUGUUUUAAGAUCAAAGAAAUAUGAUUAAAGGGUUCUGUGGUACCUUUGCAGCUGUUUGGCUACUGCAUGAAUGGAACUGACAAACUUUAAAGUGUGAAAAACUUGUGCCAUAAUUCACUGAUUUUGAGUGUUCUUUUGUGGUACUCACAAAUCUAAUGAUGACUUUGAUUUAGCAAAAAAAACUAUCCACGUACUGUACAUCGCUUCUGUGUAAUGAUUUAGACGUGACCACUUUACCACCUGAAAAUGGUAAGUGACAUUAAUUCAAGAAUUUGUUUUCCCUUUGUAUGGAAUAAAAAUAAAUAUAUAUAU